Molecule: messenger RNA, 1327 nt
Organism: Exophiala viscosa
Lineage: Eukaryota; Fungi; Ascomycota; Eurotiomycetes; Chaetothyriales; Herpotrichiellaceae
Product: beta-lactamase family protein
Exons: 5
Coding region: 1-1272 (423 amino acids)
Source: RefSeq, a predicted model, not a curated record
AUGGGCAAGUCACUCAAUGAAGCUGUAGCUUCGAACCUCCGAGCCACGAUUGACCGUGAGGUACAGUCCGGCGUUGUUCCCCCAUUUGAGUACUUUGCUGCGGACAGAGAUGGGGACAUCAUCUUUUCCCACAUCUCGGGUACAAGAGGCCUUGGAUCAAGCGAGCCGCUUGCCCUGGACACAAUUUUCUGGAUGGCGUCUUUGACAAAACUCAUUACAACCAUUGCCUGCAUGCAGCUUGUCGAACAGGGUUAUAUAACGUUAGACGAUCCGGAGCAAGUAGCGCUGGUCGCCCCGGAGCUGAGCAAGUUUCAGGUACUUCACCGCUGUGACGGCGGAGGCUUUCAACUUGAAGAUCAGCGGAAGCCUAUAACCUUGAGAAUGCUAUUGAAUCAUACAGCCGGUUUUGGCUAUGCGUUUGACGACCCCAGGCUACGAGACUGGUCACUGCCGGCCGGUAUCGACGACUUCCACGCCGAUUUCUCAGAGCUACUCCGGCAUCAAUUAGUCAACCAACCAGGGGAGAAAUGGCAGUACGGUGUCGGACUUGACUGGGCAGGAGUCAUCCUGGAGCGGCUCACCAAAACGACACUAGAUGACUACGUACAAAAGCAUAUAGUUCAACCACUCGGUUUGAAAGACAUCACUUUCGUGCCUACAGAUUCCAUGAAACAGCGGCUCGCAUAUAUGCACCAGCGCCAACCUGAUGGGAUAUUGCAGCGAACCGAACAUAUCAACCGACGCCACUUACUUGCGCAUACAAGGAAAGAGGCACAGGCAGUAUUUCAGAUGGGUGGCUGUGGCUGCUUUGGCAGGCCUGACCAAUAUUGUCAAAUCAUCGCCACUCUUCUCAAUGGGGGAUAUAACAGCAAGGCUGGUGUUCGCUUAUUGCGUCAGGAGACUGUAGAAGUCAUGUUCGAGGAUCAGAUCGCUGACAAGCCCAUCUAUACCUACAAGACCUGGGAGACGGCCAAACCUCUACUUGCAAACUCAUCGCCAUUGUUUCCGCCGCCGAAGGACGCAAAUUCUGAAGACGACACAAUGGGUUGGGGACUUUCAUUUGCACUGACUCUCCGCGCUGGAAGCACAGGUCGCUCAGCGGGAACCGCUUCUUGGGAGGGUCUGCCCAAUCUAUACUGGUUUGCCGAUCGUCAGAAUGGACUGGGCGGCAUCAUUGCUGCUCAGGUUCUUCCAUAUGGAGACAAGCCUAUUGUAGGUUUGUCUGAGGAAAUUGAAACGGCGAUAUAUAAAGCAUACAGUCGGCCUGAUUAAUAGCGCGUGCUCAUUAUCACCAGACGUGAUACGCGUCAAUCUAUGUUCAAUCUUC